AUGCUCCUCAGGACCCCAGAACAGACUUCCAUGCUACUGUGGGCAUCCUUGCUGGUCCUCGCACCUCCAGUCAGUGGACCACUUGCUACUGUACCCAAAUCCAUGAUUUCCCUCCAGCCUCCGUGGACCACUGUCUUCCGUGGAGAGAGAGUGAAUCUGACUUGCAAUGGAUUUCACUUCUAUGCACCAGAGAAAAUAAAAUGGUACCGUUGGUACUCUGGAAGACAACGUCCAAGUGAAACCCAAGGAAACACCCUCGAGGUUCGUGAUUCUGGACAGUACAUUUGCCAGGCCCCAGGCUCACUCCCGAGUAACCCUGUGCGCUUGCUUUUUUCUACAGCCUCCUUCAUCCUCCAGGCCCCACAUUCUGUGUUUGAAGGUGACGAGUUGAUUCUGAGAUGCCGGAAAAGGGGGAGAGAGAAACUGACUGCUGUGAGGUACUUUUGGAAUAGAAAACUUAUUUCUGAUUCUAAUAAAAGCUUGGAUCUUCUGAUAUCACAAGCAAGUUUAAACAACAGUGGCUGUUACCAAUGCACUGGAUCCUUGGGAAACAAUCGUGUAUUAAGAACAAGUCUCACAAAUAUUCGAAUUCAAGAGCUAUUUCCACGUCCAAAGCUGAAAGUCACAGACUUCCAGCCUACAGAGGGGAAUCCUGUAAACCUGAGCUGUAAAACACAGCUUCCUCUGGAGCGGUCGGACACUCGGCUUCGCUUUGUCUUCUUCAGAGACCAUGGGGUCAUCCUCUCAAACUGGAGUGCGUCCCCAGAACUCCAGGUCACAGCCGUCUGGAGAGAAGACUCAGGAUCAUACUGGUGUGGGGCCAUGACCAGCGGCAUCCACAAACGCAGCCUUCCACUUCAGAUUGACGUGCAGAGAAUCCCUGUGUCUGGAGUGUUCCUGGAGACCCAGCCCCAGGGGGACCCGGUGGUUGAAGGGGAGAUACUUGUCCUUGUCUGCUCUGUGGCUGAGGGCACGGGGAACACCACGUUCUCCUGGCACAGAGAGGACACAAGGGAGAGUCUGGGGCAGAAAAGUCAGCGCUCCCAGAGAGCAGAGCUGGAGAUCCCUGUUACCAGGGAGAGCCACGCAGGGGGCUACUACUGCACAGCUGACAAUGGCUACGGCCUCAUCCAGAGCGAGGCGGUGAACGUCUCUGUGAGAAGCACCCCAGGGAAAAGAAGAGGCCUUGUUGCUGCAGGAACCACUGGGGGGAUAUUCAGCGUUCUCCUGGCUGUGGCCCUGCUGUUUUACUGCUGGCACCAGAGGAGACUAGGAGAUGGUUCUCUGGGAGACACAACCAGGAGACCCCUGACCCUAGGCCCAGGAGUGUCCUUCCAUCCCAUGUGCCCUGCCCCAGUGGAGCUGCAGCAGUUGCAUGGCAAUGUGCACCCCAAAGAAAGAGACCUGGUAUAUUCUCAGAUCCAGAUUAUUCAGCCUGGGGAAGAAGGAGAAGGAAAUACCUUCAGAACAUCUCUAGAGGACCAGCAUGCCUCAAUUGUCUACUCUGAGGUGAAGACACAGCUCUGA
Molecule: messenger RNA, 1527 nt
Organism: Globicephala melas (long-finned pilot whale)
Lineage: Eukaryota; Metazoa; Chordata; Mammalia; Artiodactyla; Delphinidae
Gene: FCRL4
Product: Fc receptor like 4
Biological process (GO): cell surface receptor signaling pathway
Cellular component (GO): plasma membrane
Molecular function (GO): transmembrane signaling receptor activity
Source: RefSeq, a predicted model, not a curated record